Penicillium brasilianum is the source of this 4423-nucleotide messenger RNA. Lineage: Eukaryota; Fungi; Ascomycota; Eurotiomycetes; Eurotiales; Aspergillaceae. The record is from the annotation of a GenBank genome assembly.
GUGGUCGUCCGAAGAAUCCUUAUCUUUCUGCCAGGAGCAAGCAUCUCCCCAGACUCAGCCGAGGAAACAGUUCUUGUUGGCGAUGCAGUGCCUUGGGGCUCGCAAGUUUUAUGUUUUGAAACAAGUGUCCCACCACCCGCUUUCAGGCGGCAUACUGUCCAUGUGAUGAGAUAUGUCUAAGUGCCCCCUCCCGCUUUGUCCAGCGGUUGGGCUGUGCCACAAGGACAAAAGUACUAAAGGGUGGGGGUUGAAAUGGACGAAUUGACUCAGUCCCGACCUUCAAGCCUAUUUGAUACGCCACAUCCCCGGUCCAUAUCGUGCCGCUCUACCGUACGCGCUGCUCUCUGGCGUCUUGCGCUCUGUUAGCUACCUGAACAUCUCCCGAGUGAAAUGCCCUUGUCGCGCGCUGUACAUUACCUCGAUAACAUCCAAUAUUCUCCGAUAUCUGCAAAGCCUUUUCCCAGGAAUCUCAUUGUCUUAGUCUUUGAAGGACAAAGAGCUGGAUAAGGGGCUUUUUGAGUUACCAUGGACCCCUUUUCAAUCACCGUUGGUGUUGUGGGCCUUUUGGACGUCACAUACCGCAUUGGUUCCUACCUCAAGCAAAUCAAAAGCGCCUCCACGAAGAUUCAAGACGAGAUCGACACCUUAACGAAUGAAAUAGAAGCUCUGAAUAUGGUUAAUGACUCGGUACAGGGAAUGUGGAAUAUCAAAUGUGAGGCAACUGGUUUUUAUAUCUCUGACGAAACGACCUCAAUGGUGGACAGUCUUUGGAGUAAUAUGGGUUUAGUCCUACAAAAAACCAAGAACACCAUUGUGCAGCUCGAGGGUUUGCUCAAGGAGGUUCUCGGCAAGAAAGGCGCCCUCACGCCCAACAGACUGGAGAGUUUCAUGGCACUCAUCCGCAAAGAGGAGCGCUACAGCGAUUACACCCAGGUCCGUCAACGUCUGACAAACUACCAGGCGGGUAUGCAAAUGCUAUUACUUGCCCUGAACACCUAUUACACGCGUAAAGGCCAUUCCGACAACGAUGUUGCUCUUGGAAAUCUUUCGGAGCAAUUGCACCGUCAAAAUAUGAGCCUACGACGCCAAGUCGCCAGGCUUCGUCAGUCGCUUCAAGGCGCUUCUGAUUCAGAUGACCUUGUUGACUCUCUCCGGUCUGCCGACGCAGUGGCAUCCAGCAUCAGGUUCAACAAGCAUUUCGACGUGCCUCAAAAUAUCAGCAGCUGCUACACGGGUCGACUGAAGGAGCUGGAUGAACUGAAGGCUAUACUUAAGGUCCACCAAUCCCGUGAGCGUCAAGAUCACCAAAAGCGGUUCGUCAUAUAUGGACUUGGCGGCUCUGGAAAGACUCAAUUCUGUUGCAAAUUUGCACAAGACAAUAGGGAACAUUUUUGGGGGGUCUUCUGGAUAGACGCCAGUUCGGAAGAGACUGUCAAACACUCUUACGCACGAAUUGCCAAAGUAGGCGGGGUUGAACCCAACGAGAAUGCUGCCAAAAAUUGGCUUUCCACCUUACAGCAACCGUGGCUACUUCUCGUCGAUAAUGCUGAUGACCCCGAAGUUGAUGUUAUACGCUAUCUUCCAAAAGGCGAAGGAGGCGUUGUGCUCAUCACAUCUCGCUAUUUCGGCAAUCGGAGACAUGGCACGGAAGGUUCUCGAUUUUUCCACUUCACGAAAUUAGGGAUCGAAGAGGCUAGCGACCUCAUUUUGGCUGUAGCAGAUAUGCCACGCCCUUGGGAAGCCGCAAUCAGGAAAUAUGCCGAUCAAAUUGCAGAAUAUUUGGGCUAUUUGCCUCUUGCGCUUGUCCAUGCCGGAAAGGCGAUUUUGGACCGGCUGUGCACCUUGAAUGACUAUUGUGACUGGUAUGAUCGAUCGUGGAAAAAGAUACGACAUACUAGAAGUCGGAGUCGUUCCGGUUCUUGGGACCGUGAGAAGGAAAAUGCGUCCAAUAUGAUUGUGUAUUCGUCAUACGAGAUUAUCUAUGUCGGCCUCGAAAAGAAAAAGGACCAGCAAUCAAGAGAUGCCCUGGACCUUCUGAGAGUCUUCUCAUUCUUUCACUGGGAAAAUAUUGAGCUUGAUCUGAUCAAAGCAGCUGCCAUGAAUCCUCGCCGAGAACGUGAGGCCAUACGCCUCAAUGCACGUACGGGAAACGCAAAAAUCUUCUACCAAAGACCCAAGACAUGGAAAAAGGCGUUUCAAGAAUGGGUCAUUGCAAUUAUUGAGCCGUUGACGAAAACUAGUCCUAUUCUACCGGCAGUCUUGACUGAUAAAGAUGAGGAUGAGGAGGCGUUCGACGAAGACCGGCUACGCAGUGCAUUAUCUCUGCUCGUCCGCCUUGGCAUGUUGACGCUUCACGAUGAAAACAACAGCUAUUGGAUGCAUCCACUGGUCCACACGUGGGUACGACUGAGACCCGAGACUAGUACUGCUGAGCAAGCUGUUUGGUGUCACGCAGCCGCCACUGUGUUGGUACAGUCGAUCUUUCUCCAGGCUCCGAAAGGCUAUGAGGGUCAGGAUGAGAGAUUCAAGAGAGCAAUCCUUCCGCACGUGGAAAACGUGCGAAGGUUCCAGGAAGAAAUCAACAAACACUUCGAAGACAACCAGAAGAACCUUCGCCGGCUUUGGCCAUUAAUGUGGCUAACACCCCGACCAGGCUUUGGGAGAGCACAGGCGGUACAAUAUGUCAAGUUCAGUUUAGUCUACCUCCAAUGCGGGGAGUGGAUUAAGGCAGAGGAGCUUCAGCUUCAAGUAAAGGAUUAUGUGUACUCGAAUCUAGGGCCUGACUCGGAAGCUGGAGUGGCAAUUGCACUGUUAUUGUCCAAGGUCUAUGCCUUGCAGACCCACAACAACAAAGCGAGAGAACUACAGUACCAAGUCCUCCAAUCUGCCAAGAACUACUUUGGUCCAGAUCACCCGAGAACCUUGGAAGUCAUGGACGCUCUUGGGUCCACAUGUCAAGUGGGCAGCAGGCUUCGGGAGGCUCAAGGGCUGCACGAAGAAGUCAUCCAGAAGCUAUCGACGCUAAAAGGCUACGGCCCAGACCAUGAGGCUACUUUGACUGCUAUCAGUAAUCUUUCCAAAGUGAAGCUUCGGCAUUUCGAUCAUAAAGAGGCGUUCGAGCUUCAAUUACAAGCCUUUGAGGGGUUGCAGAAAGUCCUGGGUCCAACGCAUCCAAAAACUCUGGAGGCCAAAGAUGACCUUGUGGCUAUUUACGGAUUUAUCGGCGAGGAGCAUCUAUCACUGGCCCUUCAAAUGGGCGAAGAAAAUAUGCAAAUUCGGAUCAAAACACUAGGUCGUGAGCACCCUUUUACAUUGAAGUCUCGGUUGAACGUGGCGAAGAUCCAGACCGCGAUGAAUCAAUUUGACGAGGCCGAGCAACACUUCUUAGAAGGAUUGCCCGUAGCUCGAAGAAAUCUGGGAGUUAAUCAUCUUGGGACUCUCACAGCUGAAACCUGGUUCGGGCAUCUCCGCUGGCGCCAAGGAAGGUACUCGGAAGCGCAAGCCAUAUGGGAAGGCGUCACGGCGAAGCACAGAUACGAAGAGACGAAGCGUGGAGAUGGACAGCAUACAGAUCGGCUCCAAGCAAUGUGGUUCUUAGUCCACUGCUUCGAGGAUCAAGGCAAAAUCGAUGAUGCCUUGGAGAUGUGCGAACAGGUCACCCUCCUCGUUCAAGAAUUUGGUGGAGAAGGCCUAGGGCAGAAACAUAAGUUCUGGCAAUACUUGAAGGAGAAGCGCGCAGAGUUGCGGAAUACGAAGCAGAACCAGACCCACGAUGUCGAUGGCAGUGAAGCUCAUUUGUCGACCAAUUCAACGAUGAAUGCCUCUUCGGCGAUAGCGCCCAAGAAACUCGUGAAAGGCUUUACUUUUUAAAAGCCAGAAAGUGCCUGAAUAUUGGUACACCCUACGUGAGCUCGACUUUGAAAUGAACCAGAAUCGCACUUCAACGUCACCUGCUCAAUCUUGAGUUGCAAUAGCUAGCUGUGUUGCGUAACUCGGAAAGGAAAAAAUUAUGAGUCCAAUCGACAUGGAAUGACUUGUGGGACACGAGGACAGAAAAAGUCAUUUCAAUCGGUUGGCGAGGUCAUAUUUUCUGUUUGCCUCUAUUCCCAUAGCUAAACUGCGGGGAUUCUGACAACUUCUGAAGUGGUCUGUGACAUCACGUAGAGUCCAGCCCGACCCGUGUUUGUAUCUUGUUGAUGGAACGUUCCCCCUGGUCUGUUUACGUUCCGGAUUGAUGUACAGUCAGCAUUCAUUAGUAACUAAUUAGUUAUUUGGAACAUGGUACUUCUACCCACUGGCAGAAAGUUAGGUGAGGGUAGGUACCAUGUUCUAAAUACUCAUGAACGUUGACUGUAUGUCCCCCUUCGUUAUCUAUCCUGUUUUUUUGUCGCCUUUUGGCCUAACGCGGGUUCUCUGAACUUCC